CUACAAGUGUGUUCCGCCAAUACAACCCGACGGAUAAAUGGCGUUUUCGAAUGGUUUGUCACUUCCUCUCGUGACGUCACCGUGUUUGUGUUGCGCGCUGGCACACUGACAGAUUAGCUGCAAACCUGCGGCUGUUUUCAUUUCUUGCAGGUUCUUUUAACACUUAAUCGUCUUCGAUUACAUACUUUGCGUUUUGCUUUUGUUUUAUUCGAGCACUUGCGCCUAAGGAGAUCCAGAGCCAUCUCAUUUUGGUGUGGCGUCACCCGGUCUGGGUGAAAUGUCCUUUAGUUCCACAUGAGCUCUACUAUGUGGUACAUCAUGCAGAGUAUUCAGAGCAAAUACUCAUUGUCGGAAAGGCUCAUUCGAACCAUAGCUGCCAUUCGCUCCUUCCCACAUGAUAAUGUGGAAGACCUUAUACGCAGGGGAGCAGAUGUGAACCGGAUGCAUGGCACGCUGAAGCCCCUGCACUGUGCCUGUAUGGUGGCUGAUGCUGAUUGUGUGGAGCUUUUGCUGGAGAAAGGUGCCGAGGUAAACGCCUUGGAUGGCUACAACCGCACUGCCCUGCAUUACGCAGCGGAGAAGGAUGAGGGUUGUGUGGAGCUGCUUCUAGAAUACGGGGCCCAGCCAAAUGCUCUGGACGGCAACAAGGAUACGCCACUGCACUGGGCUGCCUUCAAAGAUAACCCCGAGUGCGUACGGGCCCUAUUAGAGAGCGGCGCGUGCCCGAAUGUCCGGGAUUACAAUAACGACACACCCCUCAGUUGGGCAGCCAUGAAAGGCAACCUGGAGAGUGUCCGUGUGCUGCUAGAGUACGGCUCUCAAGUCCACGUCACCAACCUAAAGGGCCAGACGCCCAUCUCGCGGCUGGUGGCGCUGCUGGCUCGGGGCCUGGGCACGGAGCAGGAGGAAGAGUGCCUGGAGCUGCUUUGCCGCGCCGCGGGGAGGAUCGAGAUCCGCAGGGCCGACGGCUCUUUACCACGUGAGCUCAGUAAAGAUCCUCAGUUACUGGCUCGACUCACUAGCCUCGUAGCCCAACCGCCCUCGUUACGAGCGUUGGCGCGCUGCACCGUUCGUAACAGCCUGGGAGUUCAGUACCUCCCAUCUGCGGUGAAACAGCUCCCGCUUCCAGAGUCAGUGAAAGAAUAUGUGCUCCUCAGAGACUGAGCGAGAAGACUGUCCUUAAUGUCAGACGUGGAGGAGGUAGAUGUCUUCCGUGUACGUGAACAUGUGAUUGUAAUCAGACUGCAAUCUGAAGUGUGUCUGUCCAUAUACAGUGGGUGAAGAAGUGAGGAAGGUUCAUGUUUCUUUUGUUGCUAUAAUGUCAUCAAGCAAAUUCAGACUUUGGUUGCAGUACAAUUAUGUGCUUUGGUGCAGAGAAAUACUGAUCAGGUAGGAGAGAGAUAAUGCACUUAUGAACCCAUAAUGUUAAAAAAUCAGUAGAUAAUAUGUGAAACACUCUAAUUGCAAAAACAAGAAAAUAAUGAAAAAAUAUGAUUUACCAGUAAAUCCUAUGUACACACAAAUAACACUUUAACAGCACUUAUAAGUUAUAAUUAUAU
Molecule: messenger RNA, 1559 nt
Organism: Sinocyclocheilus grahami
Lineage: Eukaryota; Metazoa; Chordata; Actinopteri; Cypriniformes; Cyprinidae
Product: ankyrin repeat and SOCS box protein 8-like
Exons: 4
Coding region: 295-1164 (289 amino acids)
Biological process (GO): intracellular signal transduction
Molecular function (GO): protein binding
Source: RefSeq, a predicted model, not a curated record